Messenger RNA from Hevea brasiliensis (rubber tree), 779 nucleotides. RefSeq names its product protein RADIALIS-like 5. Gene Ontology annotation, molecular function: DNA-binding transcription factor activity. Lineage: Eukaryota; Viridiplantae; Streptophyta; Magnoliopsida; Malpighiales; Euphorbiaceae. The record is from RefSeq and is a predicted model, not a curated record. The coding region runs from base 210 to 488 and encodes 92 amino acids. The transcript has 2 exons.
UUCAGUCUACUCCCUUGACUGAGGCAGCUCUUCACUCUUUUUUUCUCUUAAACUUUCAUUCCCUUUAGCAUUUUCUUCUGCUUUAGGCUUACAUUCCCCCAUCAUUUACCUUUAAACUUCAUUUCUAUACCCAAUUCCUCUGAGUCUCUGCUGUAGUCAGCAGAUCUUUAUUUCUACCAGACUAUUAUUCAUAUUUCCACGCCAGGGAAAUGGCAUAUUUCUCAUCUUCUUCACAUGAUUCUAGCUCGUCCUGGACACCGAAGCAAAACAAGCUAUUUGAAAAGGCCUUGGCUGUAUACGAUAAAGAUACCCCAGACCGCUGGCAAAAUGUGGCCAAGGCUGUAGGUGGCAAAUCUCCUGAAGAAGUAAAGAGACACUAUGAUCGUCUUGUGGAGGAUCUAAUGUACAUAGAAUCUGGCCAAGCGCCAGAUCCCACCUACAAGAGCACUGGGAGCAAUGGCAGAGGAAUUGGUGAAGAGCAGAGGUAAAGUAUAUACUGGCUAAUGAAGAAUCUAAGGAUCUAAUGAAGCACAAAAAUGAUAUCGUUAAAAAAGAAAAAGCAUAUGCACAGGUAUUAAAAAGAAGUGAAUCUACUCUUCCUAGCUUUGGCUUUGACGUUUCUGACUCGGACUUCUGUGUAAUUAAAUGAUCAGUAAAAUAAUGAACGCAACAAGAACGAAGCGUGUAUGUGUGUGAUUCUGCUCUUCUUAAGCUUGUGUAAUAUCUACUGUAGUUGUGUUUAUUUCUAAUCUUAUAAAACAUCGUGUGAUAUCUUCUAA